GUUCACAAUGGCUUCAGCCCCCUGGUUAUGUUGACAGACACUUGCAGUAAAUUUGGAAGUUCUGGUCCGGUUCAGGACUCAUCCCCUGCUGGAAAACCUGACAACAAUUUGGGGAAGAAGGCUGGUUAUCUAGGAGCGGAGCCCUUUGCUCCAAAAACCUGGAGUACUGACGGCAUGGGAGAUUCCUAUACAGCCACUUUCCCCAAUGGGAAUGGACUGAUGUCUCCAUCGGCAAGCCCCCAAGCGUCCACCACUUACAGCAAUGAUUACAGCCCCUUUUCUCAUUCCUUCCCAGCCUCACCCACAUCUCAAGACCCAUCGUCCCUGCUGGUGUCCAAGGGACACCCCUCUCCUGACUGCCUUCCUAGUGUCUACACCUCCUUGGACAUGGCACACCCAUAUGGCUCCUGGUACAAAGCUGGCAUCCACCCGAGCAUCUCCACCAGCUCCAGCAACCCCACAGCUUCCUGGUGGGAUAUGCACUCCAACAGCAACUGGUUGAGCUCUCAGCCCCAGUCAGAUGGACUCCAGACUUCCUUGCAGUCCAUGCCCAGCCAGGCGCCAAUCAGCCCUCAGCUGCCCAGUUACACAUCUGAAUUCACCACUUUGAAUCCUGCUCCGUAUCCUGCAGUGGGCAUCACAUCCUCGUCGCACCUCCUCCCUUCAGGCCAGCAUGUGCUGCCACAAGAGAUGUACAAGCCUAAGCCAGUGGCGAACAACGCGCUGAUGGAAGGUGGGAUUGGACUGAAGUCUGGAAGAGGCAGCUCCUUUGGGAGCACGGCAGGCAGGUCAACCUGUGACUGCCCCAACUGCCAGGAGCUGGAACGGCUUGGGGCCUCAGCAGCUAGCCUGCGGAAGAAGCCCAUCCACAGCUGCCACAUCCCGGGCUGUGGGAAAGUCUAUGGGAAGGCAUCACACCUUAAGGCCCAUCUGCGGUGGCACACUGGGGAGCGCCCCUUUGUCUGCAACUGGCUGUUCUGUGGCAAGCGUUUCACCCGCUCGGAUGAGCUGGAGCGCCAUGUUCGCACCCACACCCGGGAGAAGAAGUUCACCUGUUUGCUCUGCAACAAGCGCUUCACUCGUAGUGACCACCUGAGCAAGCACCAGAAGACCCACAAUGAGAUGGGGGUGGGAAAGCCCCCUGAGGGUGAAGCAGAGCGGGAAGAGGCUGCCACGGUGGCCAGCUCUCCUGGCACUGCGUUGCAGGACAGCUUGCCUGGAGAUGAGAAAGAUGCCACGAGCCCAGAGCAGAGCAGUCUGCUGGAAAUCUAG
This is a messenger RNA of Varanus komodoensis (Komodo dragon), 1272 nucleotides long. RefSeq names its product Sp7 transcription factor (gene SP7). Gene Ontology annotation, biological process: regulation of transcription by RNA polymerase II. Gene Ontology annotation, molecular function: RNA polymerase II cis-regulatory region sequence-specific DNA binding; DNA-binding transcription factor activity, RNA polymerase II-specific. The coding region runs from base 28 to 1272 and encodes 414 amino acids. The transcript has a single exon. The record is from RefSeq and is a predicted model, not a curated record. Lineage: Eukaryota; Metazoa; Chordata; Lepidosauria; Squamata; Varanidae.